Molecule: messenger RNA, 3339 nt
Organism: Penicillium chermesinum
Lineage: Eukaryota; Fungi; Ascomycota; Eurotiomycetes; Eurotiales; Aspergillaceae
Product: dDENN domain protein
Exons: 4
Coding region: 1-3339 (1112 amino acids)
Biological process (GO): regulation of Rab protein signal transduction
Cellular component (GO): cytoplasmic vesicle
Source: RefSeq, a predicted model, not a curated record
AUGCCUUCCCCAAGCUCCCUGGAGGGUGCCCCUCUUGCGGACUACUUCUGGAUUGCUGGCGUGGAUGGGGCUGAGGUCCUGGACAUGUACAAGCGCCUGGGCGAAGAAUAUCGUAUCAACAAUGCGGCUUCACCUGGGCCUGCCCUCACGGAUGCAAUCCAAGAAGACGCCGACGCCGAGGAGGAAGAGCCCGCGCCCGGAGCAUCGCGUCCAACCUCGAGUUUGUCCGUCAAUACGACCCGUCGCAUUUCCCAGCAACGACUCUCCACGCUCUCGCGCGAGUCCGAGAAGACCAAUGGGGCCAACAGCAAUCGGAGCAGCACCACGAUCAAAGGCGCAUCAUCACCGGUUCGAGCUUCGGCUCUUUUCGACGGCGAUUUCGAUUUCGACCAAGCCUUGCUGAAAUUCGCUUCCGAGAGGGACACCUUUUUGACAGACCUUAAUGUGAGCGCGGGCGCUAUCACCAAGUCCCGGCCUCGAUCGCGCGUUCGCACACAGAAGAUUGUUGCGGAGGAUCAGUCGGCUCAAAGCUCACCCAAUCUGUUAAAGUCCGGCAUUGGAAGUGUGCGGCGACAUAUGUCAUUUCGUGACAUGAACUCCAUGAAGAGACAGCCAUCAGUUGCUCGCCAGGCUUCUGUCCGCACCUCGCGAAGACUCAGCAACUAUAACUCGGUCAUUCCAUCCCCACAACCCCUCGAGAUAUCCCCCACAAUGCACCCUUUGAAGCGGCGAUUCGAACCUGUUCUGCUGGACCGACAUCCAACCCGGGACAUGACAGACGAGGCGAAAAAACGGGGAAAAUUCCCCGAUUACGUCCCUAUGUUCGCAUUCCCCAAUGAUAUUAACAUUGUCUCUUCGGAUGAAAGACCUCGAUCUACAUGGCACGGAUUUGCAAUGACGACAGAGAAUGGUUCGAAACUGCAUGCUAUUUGCGUGAUCAUCUGGAUCCCAUUGAAUCCGAAAGCAGCAGAUGAACUCGAGAUGCGCUGUGAAGAAUGGCGGAAAGAGAACAUGACCGACGAAGAGCGGGAGCUCGCAGCGAGUCUGGGAGAGAGACUCGCCCUUGAAAGAGCUAAACUCUCUCAGCUGCUAGCACAGUUACCAAAUGUGGCAUCUGGCUCCGAGUCCCGUGAACAAUUGGAAGACGAGAUCAGCGCAGUCGAGGAGAAGAUCGGAUUGAUGACUGAUCUGCUACGCCCAGUACGCCACGCAGCAGCAUCAAAAAUCGAGGGUCUCACUGAUGGAGACACCGGAUUCUGGAUUCCACGGGCGUAUGGUAUACUUGGCCGAGAGAGCACAAUGACUUCCUUUUGGAAAGAGUGGCUGAAAGCUAUCGUUGUCCCUAUGACAGAAAACUCCGUUCAGAGAGUACCACACAGUUCACCGCGAAUGGGCGUAUGGCAGCCUUUGGAACGCUAUGUGAUGAACCUUUGCACUGAGGCAUUCUCUCCUGCCAAUUCCAAGACUCAGGUUGAGCUUGCAAUUCGCGAACUACGCCUUUUCGCCCGCAAAGAAGCUGCUAACGAGCUUCCUGGAUCUCGAAACACUGAUCUGUACGCCUUGUUCCGUACGCUCUCGGUUCCAAAUAUCAUUAUACUGUUCGAGUAUGCCUUGACGGAAUCUCGAAUCAUUUUCUUAUCUUCACACACUUCCAUGCUUUACUUAGCAACGAGGGCCUUGAUUGAUUUGUUGUUCCCGCUUGAAUGGGCUGGUGUGCUGAUCCCUGUCCUCCCAGCUCGUCUGAUCCAAGCCUUGGAAGCGCCAUGCCCAUAUAUAGUGGGCAUUGAACGUCGAUAUGAGAAAGUUGAGCUGCCUUCUGACGAUUUCGUGCUGGUCGACCUGGACGCCGACAUGAUCGAGAGCACCGUGCGUCCAACCCCCCUUCCUCGCCAUCAGCGCAAGAAACUUUUGUCUCUCCUGCAGCUGGCAGCGCCUCACCACAGCCGCUGCGGUGUCCCGACAGGCCCGCCAGCUUAUGCAAUCGAAACCUAUCCGUGGGACACAUUUCUCACGGAAACUCCUCAAACAUACGUGGCAAAAGCACCCCCAACGAACCUAGCAAAGUACGUUGUGCGUUUGGCUCGACUGCUGUGCUCCCGAACUCGUACAAUCCCCCCCAUCUUCAAUGCGUUCCUCCAUGCACGCCAUGAACAUGGAGCUUCGUCUCGAGGCUAUUCUUCCAAGGGCGGCCAUGAACGACCCGGAACGAGCUCCGGCUCACGAAUGACUGCUUCGCCGCCGUCUCCAAGAGAGAGCUCUCCCACAUCCGGUCAUUUCCCUCCCCCUCCUCCCACUCUUUCAUCACGAAACGACUCCGGCAUGGCGUUACAAGCCUCUCUGCGCGAGAAGCGAUCGGGCCAUUUUGACACCGCUUCCCGCCGAAGCUCCUCAUUGGGAAUGAACCGACGUCCGAGCGCACCGUUCCUGGGACACGCCUCCAACUUGUCAGUCACUACUCUGAACACAGACCACGGCUCAGGCUCCACUUACGCCCCAUCCGUGUAUGCCCAGUCUACGAUCGCUGCCUCAACUAUCGUUCCACAGGCUGUCUUGUUCCCGGUGGACAACGCCGAAGGCACUUGCUGGGUUGAAGGCCACUACCUCAAGACCCAAUCGUGGGACGAGAAACUAGUGUGCGCCAUUUGUGACGAGCGAGCUGAUGAGGGCAUGUACAAAUGCCAAGCAUGUAAAUUGACUGUCCACAACCGCUGUGCCACCCAAGUCUGUCUCGUCUGUGAUGCUGCUUUCCACCCCGAUCAGAUCCGUGCGGCAUUUGUGAGAUGCUUCGCCAGCUUGUUCUACACUUAUAAGAAAUACCUUGUCCCCGCCAGCAACGAUAAGAAGAAGGCCGGCAUGUUCUACACUUUCAACAUGGAUGCUUUCAUGAGGAGCCUCCCACACGAACAUGCCGAGUACAUUGCUGUGUUGCAGCAGACUCAAGGGUUCAACGAGUUCAUCAGCGAACGUGAACGCGCUAACCCCAAGGAAAAAGAUUCGAAAAUGGCUCUCUUCGACGAGAUCGUUCUUUCCAAACGAAACCGGGGCCGAACCUCGAUCUUCUCCGGCCGGUCCACAACUGAUUUCCUCUCCGAUACUUCCAGCCACCUCUGGCGAACUGCAAGUGCGACUUUCCUACCCUCCAGCAGCCGCAGUCAUCAGAACCUGUCGCAGGAUUUCAGUGGACUCCAUUCCAAAGCCCCGGCCAAGUUGGAUACCAGCCUGAUGUCUGAACCGCGUAUGAUCCAUGGAGCCCCACGAGCGACGAAGACAGGAAACACAGCACGCAGAAAGCCGCUUCCUAAGCUUAUGAAUGGACUGGCCAUUUCACCAUCGAGCUAA